CGCAGUUGGUUCAGUAAAGUCUACACUACUGAAGUGGACUAAACAAUCCGUUGACGGGUUUAAAUCUGAGGGCGUCGUGGGGACGCUAUUUUGGUCUCUAGGCAAAAUUAAAUAACCUCAAAACAACAACAACGAAGCAUAAAACACAUCUCGCAAUGUCAUAAAAUCGGACAAACAUCCGCCGAACGCCCGGAGUGCAAAAUAGUGCACAAAAUGUCCUCAGCCAAGGAAGAAACUUUAUCCCCAGAGGAGCUACGGAAGAGGCUCUAUAAAACAUUGAGGGAUAGGGGAGUGUUAAAUACACUUAAGACCCAGCUGCGCAACCAACUCAUCCAAGAGUUAAAGCCUUCACCCCUAAGUGGAGCAGAACCAUCUCAAAGAGCAGCCACUGGUCGACCAGACUACCUUUUAUUCUUAGCCUGUAACAACAUAGUGGCAGAUUAUCUUCACUGCUCAGGCUAUGAGUACUCCUUGUCUGUAUUCUGCCCUGAGAGUGGCUUGUGCAAAGAGAAGGUAUUCAAGAAAACAGACAUCCUUCAGCUUCUUAAAAUCAGUGCUGAGUCUUCUCUGUACAAAUCCCUGUCCUCAAGUAGCAAUGAUUCAGGCUUCCUAAUCAACCUUGUGUCAAAUCUCACACACCACCAUGCUCCUGGUCUGCACUGCGACGCUCACACUCAGACAACCAGCUCUUCUAGUUAUGAAGAGUCUCUUGUUGAGAAGAUGAAAAUGAUCGACAAGGAAUACGAGAAUGUGAGUUACAGCGGGGACAAGUGGUUUUCAUUCCAAUCCAAACUGGCUUCCUACAAAAGAGAACUAGAAACCCAGACGCAGAUUGAAAUGAACACAAAGAUGCAACAUUUUAAAGAGGUCGAAAUUGCCAAGGUUAGGAUGGAAGAAAAAGUGCAGUGUCAGAAGGAGUUUGACAAGCUGAAACAGGAACUGGAGAGAACCUACGAGAUGAAGACGAAGGCGUUGAAUAUCCGGGAGAAAAACGCCAUUGAGAGGCUACAAAAGCAGCAGGAGAUUGAGGAAAAAGACAUCUACAUGCAGAGGCAGAUGGUGCUGAAGGAAAUUGAUACGCUGCGGGAGAGAGAGAAUGAGCUGAGGAUGCGAAUGGAGGCAUUUGAAAAGAGUUGUGAAAUACACGGAGAGAAGGUUAAGACCAGUGAUGAGCUAAUGAGGAGGAGAGAACUAGCAGUGAAGACGAUGGAGGACACGUAUGACCAGAGGCUGAAAAGUGAACUUUCCAGGUAUCAGCUGGAGCUAAAGGAAGAAUAUUUGAAGAGAACAGAGCAACUAGCAGUGAGUGAGAGCCGCAACAAAGAGGAAGCCAUUUACAUCAAAAAAGAGUCCGCUACAAUUAAGCUGAAAUUGGAUGAGCACAAUAAAGCUUGCUUGGAGCUGAAGCAGCUACAGGUGGCACUGGAUGCCUCACAGCAGCAAACCUCUCUGCUCAAUCAACAGAAUGAUUUGCUGCAAGAAAGAUUGGAGAGUAUGAGCGACUAUGGCAGUUUAAAGGAAGAUAAGGCAGUCUUGCAGGGGAAAGUGCAGCUUCUUAAGACCCAGCUGGAGGAGGCACUGGAGGAGAAACAGCGUCUAUGUGCGGAAUUGGACAAGCCAUCCAAAACGCAGCUGGCCUUGCAGGCGGAGCUCUGCAAGCUUCAGAGUGCUCGCAAAAUGGACGAGGAGGAGUUCACCAACCAGAAGCUGGUGCUGCAGAAACAGCUCCAGUUGGAGGUGGAGCGAUACGAUCAGCUUAAGGCACUUCUUUUAGAAAGUGAGGAGAAGUUGCAGUGGAUGACCGCUCAUGUUGAAGACCUCAAGAUGCAGAUUCGCCAAACUCAGCAAGCUCUUGAAAACGAAGUGCUGCUUAACUCCAAGCCAUCUCUGGUCGAUCGCUCAGUCUUGAAUUUCAGCAGCGAUAAGCUGGUUCCCCCUGAUAUCUACGUGGACCGGGCCUUGCUGAGGCCCCAGGCGGCUUACGAUCACAUGAGCGAGGUGGAAGUGCACACACAGGGUAACCAAUCCCAUUGGGACGACUGUAACUCCGACCUUGAGAUGCUGGCUAAAACCAACGCUCGCAUCCAGGAGCUAGCGAGAGAGGCUGAGGCUUUGGAUGAAGCUUGCAGGAAGUACCAGCAGGGGGCAGUGCCCGCCAACAUCUCAAACAGGCGUGCUCCAAAGCCAUCACGUAGGGUGGACUCUCCUCUGCUGACACAAGCUACUGACCUCUUCCACCCUUACAACGACCGCCAAUCAAAAACCAUAUUAAGGUCGCUCUCUCAGAAAACAGUGAGGACCCCCUCCGCAGCAACCUAUGACACCAGAAAUGCCUUCACAGCAGCUCAGCAUAGAGUGACCUUCUCACAAGACCAAAACCUCAAGUCCUCUGGCCUCUCAGCAGCUAGUAGUCAUUCAUCGACUGAACCUCAGUCUGUGGGAGAUGACCUCCCCCAGGGCAGACGCUCAUCCAGGCGUCCGUCCUCCCACGGCAGGAGACAGCGUCAAGGCGCAGCAGAAGAAGUCGUUCUGUCCACCUUUUUCUCGGACUUGUCACAUGACAGCUACCUUCACUCCGCCCCCCACAACGAGGUGCCCAGCUCACGUGCACGUGAAUUAUCCCCCGAGCUGAGCCCACCUCACAGUCCUCAGCUCCAAAGUACGGCGCGAAACCCUCACAGCGUGCCAAAUCCACCUUGUGUCUCCUCCAGCUCGCAGUCUUCCCCGCUGCCUGAGAGAAUAAGCAUUGAGGACCUCACAGGGAUUUCACCAGAACCCGGCCACAUUCCAGAGCUUCCCUUGGACACUGCCGUCCCUCUCUCCGAGAAGGCCCCUGGUGGCCCCUCUGUCCUCCGCCUACAGUCUCCACCAGACCUCCCAGAAGCCCCGGUGAACUCUGGGGGCCAAGUGGCUCAUAUCCCAAAGGGAUUGGAGGCAGAGGAAGAGGAUGAGGAGCAGCGAUGGGAAAAAGAGAGAAGAGAAAAGCAAGAACUGAGGCGACAGGAGCAGGAGGAGGCCAGAGAGAGAGAACAACAGGAAGCAGAAAGACUGGAGAGAGAGACCCUCCUACAACAACAACAACAGGAGGAGGAGGAGGAAGAGAAGGAUGGAGGAGACGAGGACAGAGGAGAUGAGGGCGAGACGCAGGCUGAAGCCCUGAAUGAAAACCCCUUAGAGAAAUACAUGAAGAUUGUUUUGGACGGGCGAGAGAAGCAGCGUGAUAAAAGAUCUGCAGGGGAAGAAGAACACCCAAGCCCAGAGGUCAAGAGUUUGUCUGAGGAGAAAGAUAAUAGCAUUGCGGCGUAUUCGCACAAGGAUGAAGACGCCGAUGAUGAUUUCUGGUGAACUGGUUCCCGAACAUUGGUGACAUUUAUGUUUUUCUAUUGUGUGGAUGAAUAAAGGACAUACACGAUU
Molecule: messenger RNA, 3414 nt
Organism: Nerophis lumbriciformis (worm pipefish)
Lineage: Eukaryota; Metazoa; Chordata; Actinopteri; Syngnathiformes; Syngnathidae
Gene: ofd1
Product: OFD1 centriole and centriolar satellite protein
Biological process (GO): epithelial cilium movement involved in determination of left/right asymmetry
Cellular component (GO): ciliary basal body; centrosome
Molecular function (GO): protein binding
Source: RefSeq, a predicted model, not a curated record